AUAUGUGUGUGUGUGUUGUUCACUCAGCAGUUCAGGUUUGCCAAGUUCAAUACAUUGAUUGGGAUUUUCUUCCAAAGUUUAAGAAUUUCAGAAGUCACUGCCAGAGAUAGCAGUCAUGAAGCUGGGCCAUAUCUUUCUGUUUGUAACUUUUGCCAUCUGCAGUUACUCUGCUACAGCAUUCUUCAUUGGUAAUCCCAUCAACAAUAUUCUGCCCCUGGACACCAUCUUCACCAUUAUUGAUCCACUGAAAAUGGUCUUGAAAACACUGGGCAUCUCUGUGGAGCACUUGGUUGAAGGACUGAAGAAAUGUGUGGAUGAGCUGGGUCCUGAGGCUUCUGAAGCUGUUAAAAAAUUGCUGGAGGCUUUGUCCCACCUGGUAUGAUUUCAGGAUGAUGAACAGAACAAGUAAUGGAAUACUUCAGGAUCUUCCCUUAUCUUUCUCUUAUUGUUUUUCUGUUUUAUCUUUUACCUGACUCCAGAAAUCCUGAACUAUAUCAAUAAAGCACUUAGAUAAAAUUUUCCUUGUUAUGUCUUCUAUUUCUGGGGAAUGGGAGGAAAAUGGUUAGGGGAAGGGCUACUCUCAGAAUUAUAAAGGAAUUA
This is a messenger RNA of Sarcophilus harrisii (Tasmanian devil), 600 nucleotides long. RefSeq names its product secretoglobin family 3A member 2 (gene SCGB3A2). NCBI's taxonomy places the organism in Eukaryota, Metazoa, Chordata, Mammalia, Dasyuromorphia, Dasyuridae. The record is from RefSeq and is a predicted model, not a curated record. Bases 116 to 382 code for a protein of 88 amino acids. The transcript has 3 exons.